UCAAUCAAUAAUUUAAUUAAUCCAUUUAUACCAUUUGAACAUUUUAAAAAUUGGAUACAAAUUAAAGGGGUAUUUCGAUUUUUAUUUAUAUUAAAUUAUAUAAUACCAAUAUCAUUAAUUAUAACAACAGAAAUACAACAAAUUACAUCAGCAUAUUUUAUAUCAGCUGAUAUGAAUUUAUAUGAUAUAGAACAAGAUAUAUCAACUAAAUCAAAUACACCACAAUUAGUUGAUGAAUUAGGACAAGUAAAUUAUUUAUUUAGUGAUAAAACAGGUACAUUAACUAAAAAUGAAAUGAAUUUACAUACAUUAGCUGUAUUAAAUACCGAUAAAGUAUAUGUAUUUAAUGAUAGUACACUUCAAAAUAUCAAUGAUAAUACUAAGAAUAGGAAGAAGGAGAAUACACAGAAAUCAAGUCGAUUAAAACAAAUUUCACAAAAAAUAAAUAAAUUUGGUUAUAUUGGUGUUGUUUAUGAAGAAUCCAAGGAAUUUCAAUCUGAAUAUUAUAAUGAUAAUUAUGGAUUUAUAUCAUCAUCAGAUUCUGAACUUGAUGAAGAAGAUCACAAUGAAAUAGUACCACAUUUUAUGUUGAAUAAAGUAAAUAAAUCUAAAGAAAAUAUUACAUCAGCAAAUGAAUAUCUUAAUUAUGCAUCUAAUGAUAAUAAUAAUAAUAAUAAAUUACCUAAUGAAUUAUUACAUUGUCUUACAACACUAGCAUUAUGUCACACCGUAGAAGUAAGUGAGGAGGAUUCAGUAAAACAAAAUAGAAUAGACGAACAUAUAUGUUUGGAAAAUUUUUAUCAGGCAACAUCACCAGAUGAAAAAGCACUUGUUAUAGGUGCAGCAAAACUUGGCAUUCUAUUCAUGGGUGCAUCACUCAAUGAGAAUAACUCACAUUCCAGAAUAUAUCGUCUAGAAUAUGAUCAGUGUUUACAAAAUGGUUCUGGUCAAUCAGAAAUUAUGGAAUAUUCCAUUGAUGCUAUUCUAGAAUUUGACUCAUUUCGAAAACGUAUGAGCAUUAUGGCUAAACAUCCUGAUGGAACGUAUCAUAUUCAUAGUAAAGGUGCUGAAUCAAGUAUUUUUGAGAUAAGUAACUUAUCAACUGCGGAUUUGAAACAGUUAGCCAGUAAAUAUGUUACACAGUUUGCUAUCAAUGGACUACGUACCUUAGUUUAUGCAAGUCGUCAAGUGGAUUCUAGAGAGUAUUACCAUUUGCUCAAUGAAUUUUAUCAUGCCAAUUCAUUAUUUGGCUCUGAACGUAGUGAUGCAUUAAAAAUAAUUUAUUCAAAAAUUGAAUAUAAUUUAACAUUGGUUAGUGUUACUGGAGUUGAAGAUAAACUUCAACCUGGUGUUCAUGAAUGUUUAAAAAAUCUCCGUGAUGCUGGAAUUCAAAUUUGGGUAUUAACUGGAGAUAAAGAAGAGACAGCAAUUACUGUUAGUCGUUCUGCUGGACAUUUUACACCAAAUAUGAGUUUAAUUCAUUUAACAAAUUGUGAUGAUUUAUUUACUUUUGCAUAUAAAUUAUUUAAUUAUUUAGAAAAAUUAAAAAUUUAUCGUGAAAAAAGAAAUUUAAAUAAGAAAAUAAAAUUAUUAUUAAAAAAACCAAUUCAUUUAAUCAAAAUGAAAACAAAUUUAAAGUGUCGUAUGAAAGUUGAGUUUAAUUAUCAAAAUAAUUCUAUUGAUGAAAUGGAUUUAUAUAAUAAUAAACAUCUGUUUACAAAUAGAUCAUUACAACAUGAAUUAGAUCGACCACGUUAUAGACAUUCUAAAAGACCUGGUUCUUCUGGUGAACCAAUGGCUCUUGUAAUAGAUGGUAAAAGUUUACGAUAUGCAUUGCAUCCUACUCUACGAAAAACAUUUUUGGAUUUAUGCUUACAUUUAACUACUGUAUUAUGUUGUCGUAUGACACCACUACAGAAAGCAUCAGUUGUACAACUUGUACGUUCAGGUUUCUCAGAAUUUGGUACACCUCCGAUUACAGCUGCAAUAGGUGAUGGUGGUAAUGAUGUUGCAAUGUUAUUACAAGCUAAUAUUGGCAUUGGUAUACAUGGUAAAGAAGGAAAAGAAGCUGUGCGGGCUUCGGAUUAUGCCAUUCCACAGUUUAAACAUCUACAACGUCUUCUUUUAGUUCAUGGACAUCGAGCUAAUCAUCGAAUAUGUUUAACAAUGGAUUUAUUCUAUUAUAAAUGUGUUGCAUUUGUAACAACACAACUACUUUAUACAUUUUAUAGUGGUUUCUCAGCUGUAGCAACAUUUGAAACUGUUUUAUUUUCAAUUUACAAUUUAACUGUAACAUCGUUAAUGUGUUUACUUUUUGGCUUAUUUGAACGUCAUUUACCUGAUGAUAUAUUAAAUGCGAAUCCAUAUCUUUAUAGAAAGCUUAAACAUCAAGCAAACUUGAGAUCAUGGUAUGUUUGUCUAUGGAUAUUAGAUGGAAUAUGGCAUGGUACUAUAAUAUUUUAUGGUACUACUUAUUUUCUUAAUGGUGGAAAUCACUUCUCCGAAGGUACAUUUUAUGAUUCACGUGGAAAUAUACAACAAUUAUUUGAUAUGAGUCUUUAUGGAUGUGCAACUUAUUUGUUUGUAUGGUUUUCAGUAAGCCUACGUAUUUUCAUUGCAUCACGCGAUUACACUAUUAUAAUAUUUGGAGGAAUUCUAUUUACUUUGAUUGGGAAUAUAGGAAUAUUAAUUUUAUUACAAAAUACAACAACACUUGACAACAUCAAUUUUCGCAGUUAUACGAAAUUAUGCCGAAGUCCAACAUUCUGGUUUGCUCUACCGCUUAUCUUAUGUGUAGCUAAUCUGCCAUCUUUAUUGUGGAGAAUCAUCUCGGACGCAUGGUGGAAUCUACAAAUUUACUUAAGUAGUAUACCUCAUAAGCAGAUUCGUCGAAAAUAUCGUCGAUCACCAAUGAUCUGGUUUUUGGCAUUAACAACUAAUUACCUGACUGAUUCAUAUGAUAUAUUUCAUCGAAAUGAAAUUAAACAAGAUAAUUCAUAACCUAGGCGAAGCGUAUAGUUUCACAAUACUAUCAGUCGAUGUAUACAAUAAUCAAUCAUCAAAUUACCAAUGAAUGUAAAUAAUAGAAAUUUUAAUGAAUAAUGAUAUUAAUUAUUCAUUAGGGUUUACCAGUGCUUUCUCUUAAGUGUUCCAAUUAUUAUUUAUUUUCUUUUAAACGAUUUUUUUAAACGAAGUAAACAAUUUAUUCACAUAAUUUUGUUUUUCUAAGAAAAACAAGUUAAUAUCUAAGUUUUUUUCAAUGAAUUUACAUUGAUGUACUUCUUCAAGGUACUUCUUGUACUUGAACAUUGUUUCAUAUCAUUCAUGAUACUGAUAUGUCAGUGCUUAACAUAGUUUCUUUUCUUCAAAUCUCUGGCAUUGUAUACUAUUCUAGAAGAAUAUUCUCUGUGAAUUAUUCUUCUAUCGUUUCUUUUACUGUCUUCUUAUAUAACAAGAAAUGUAUUUUUUAAUCUAUAAAUUGAUGUUUAUUUGACUACCUUUUAUUAAAGAUGUUAAGUGAACCUCACUAUUAUUAUUAUUUCUAUUUUGUGAAGAUUUACGUGUUUUUAUAUGAUUAUUUUGUAUAUGAAUGCAAUGUACUUGAAUAUUGGUGUUUUAUUUAUAGACAAUAAGAGUUUAAUUAAAAUAACCAACCAUAAAAGUAAUUAGGAUUUUCGUAAAAUACGUUUGCAUUGGGCAGAGAAUUUUAAAAACAACUUUAAAAACUUAUUUUUCUGAAGUCGAGAUUUUCUCGCUGAUUGUUGAUUAUGUA
Schistosoma margrebowiei is the source of this 3772-nucleotide messenger RNA. Lineage: Eukaryota; Metazoa; Platyhelminthes; Trematoda; Strigeidida; Schistosomatidae. The record is from the annotation of a GenBank genome assembly.